Molecule: messenger RNA, 627 nt
Organism: Aspergillus glaucus CBS 516.65
Lineage: Eukaryota; Fungi; Ascomycota; Eurotiomycetes; Eurotiales; Aspergillaceae
Exons: 3
Coding region: 101-535 (144 amino acids)
Source: RefSeq, a predicted model, not a curated record
CUCUACCAUCCCCUCUAUCGUCCUCUCUCAGACAGCACACACUCCUCUACUCCAAAGACUUAUUCUACAGUUUCUACAAUCUCGCAUACAGCAACGCAAAAUGUCCCGCAUCACCAACGACGACCAGUUCCAGUUCCUCAUAAGCUGCAUCCGGCACUCAAACAACGGAAAGAUCGACUACACCGAAGUGGCCAAAGAAUGUUCCAUCGUUUCUCGUGGCGCGGCUGUCAAGCGAUACUCCAGACUCAUGAAGGCCCAUAGAAUCAACACCGGCGGCGACACCAACACCACUUCCACCUCCACCUCCACCCCUACCGGCAGCACGAACACCACUCCCAAGAAGACGACGAACGGCAAACGCAAAACCACAGACUCCGAGACCGAUACCGAGAGCAACGGCAAGAGCAAGGCGUCGAAGAAAGGAAAGAAGGAUAAGGCUGUUGAGAGCGCGGAGAAGGUGGUGAAGAAAGCUGGUCUUGAUACUGUUAAGGAGAAGGAGGAUGAAGAUGAAGAUGUGGAGGGGGGAGACUUUUGAGAAGGUUAAGGGCGAGAGUGAGGAUUCUGAGUAGUUGUGUACUUUGUUCUGAGAAUUGGUUUGAAGGUUAUUGUAUCCAUUAUGAUGUCCUA